AGCCGCCCGCGCUGCCCCCGCCCCUCGGCUCGGCGCCGCCCCUGCUGCGGCGGGCGAGGGGCGGGCCGGGGCGCGGCGUAUAUAAGGCGAGGGGCGGGCGCCGCUCUUUUGUCUCGGCUGCUGCGGCGCGAGUGGGAGCGGCGGACGGCGCUGGAGGGAACCCCACGGGCUUUGCAGAAAAUGGCAGACAAACCGGACAUGGGGGAGAUCGCCAGCUUCGACAAGGCCAAGCUGAAGAAGACGGAGACGCAGGAGAAGAACACCCUGCCGACCAAAGAGACCAUCGAGCAGGAGAAGCGGAGUGAGAUUUCCUAAGGCGCCCGCCCCGCCCCCGGCCCCCGCGAGGACCCCCCAGCCGUGCUGCGGAGGAAGAGCCACCUGCGAGAUGGACGCGAGCGACACGCUGCACUGUGAACCCGGGCGCUCCGCGCGCGCGCCCCCGGCCCGGGGGGCUCCGAGGGACCCCGCCCCGCCCCCCGCCCCCGCCUCCCCCUCGGGACUGCCAAAUUCUCCGGUCCGCCCUGGGAUGGUCUAGACAAUGAUUUGUAUGGUUCGUGAGAAUAAAACACACCUCGUGGCUCGGC
Sorex araneus (European shrew) is the source of this 584-nucleotide messenger RNA. RefSeq names its product thymosin beta 10 (gene TMSB10). Bases 181 to 315 code for a protein of 44 amino acids. The record is from RefSeq and is a predicted model, not a curated record. The transcript has 3 exons. Gene Ontology annotation, biological process: regulation of cell migration; actin filament organization. Gene Ontology annotation, molecular function: actin monomer binding. Gene Ontology annotation, cellular component: cytoplasm. Lineage: Eukaryota; Metazoa; Chordata; Mammalia; Eulipotyphla; Soricidae.